This is a messenger RNA of Phanerochaete carnosa HHB-10118-sp, 369 nucleotides long. RefSeq lists its product as uncharacterized. The transcript has a single exon. Lineage: Eukaryota; Fungi; Basidiomycota; Agaricomycetes; Polyporales; Phanerochaetaceae. The annotation marks the transcript as partial. The record is from RefSeq and is a predicted model, not a curated record.
CUCAUAACUGCGGCUGCUGGGCUUCUAGCUCGUUAUAAAUGCACCAAAGAGCCAGAAGACCUGGAAAAAUUCAUGUCGCUGUCUAAGGGUGCUCUGGAGCUCUGCCCUCCUUCAACGCCUCUUUUCCUGACGGCCUACAAUGCCCUCUUUCCUGCGCUCAUUGAGAUGUUUGAGAGAAAGAGCGAAGGUCUAGAGGAAUGCGUUCACUUCUGCAGCCUAGCGCUUGAUCUCUGUCCACCAGGUCAUCGCGACCGCCCUCACUCACUCAUUAGCCUCGCCGUCGCAAAACUCGCUCACUUCAAGUUCACCAGCAGACAAGAAGACAUGGACGACAGCAUCACCUCUCUCCGCGAAGCCAUCGAAUUGCUA